Molecule: messenger RNA, 345 nt
Organism: Cladophialophora bantiana CBS 173.52
Lineage: Eukaryota; Fungi; Ascomycota; Eurotiomycetes; Chaetothyriales; Herpotrichiellaceae
Exons: 2
Coding region: 1-345 (114 amino acids)
Source: RefSeq, a predicted model, not a curated record
AUGAGUCUAUUCUUUACUAACUACGGGUUUCAUUUACGACUUAAAGAAGUUAUAGACGAAAGCCUAAACCCGAGGACUAAGAAAAGAAUGGUAAGCUACGUAAAUAAGAAACGAAUCGAGGAAUCGCUCCUAGAGAAGAGGAACCCCGUCUACCUUUUGCGAAAAAAUAUUAAGACGAAGCGACCAAGCGCGAAGCUGGACUACACAAAACUCGGACCAUUUAGGAUCAAAGACAAACUUGGAGACGUUAUAUAUCGAUUGGAACUAUUAAAGGAUAUAAAGAUUUAUAACGUAUUCUAUAAAGCACUUCUUAAACUAGCACCGCGGAACGCUAAAAUCAUCUAA